Molecule: messenger RNA, 1194 nt
Organism: Emiliania huxleyi CCMP1516
Lineage: Eukaryota; Haptophyta; Isochrysidales; Noelaerhabdaceae
Exons: 2
Coding region: 1-1194 (397 amino acids)
Source: RefSeq, a predicted model, not a curated record
AUGCGGCUGCUGCUCAUCGAGCGCUUGAUUGCCGGGUCGUUCGUCGGGUCGUCCAUCAUACGGCCGACGCUUUGCGAGGCCACCCUUCGCGCCUACGCCGCCGACCGCCGCGCCACCGCCGACCACUUCCCGUGGCUUGCGAGGGUGAGCCCGGCGCUCUGCCUCUCGGCAACGGUAGAAGGCGCUGGCGAGCAACGCGCCGAGACGUGGGCGCUGCGACGCGGCAACGAGCGGGGCGCUGAUCUGCGGUUGCGUUUCUUGAGGAGCGGCCUGGUGCGGCACUUCGAGGGCGGGCGAGGUGCGGAGCGGCUGGUGCGCUUGGAGUUUGCCGACGGCGUGGUGCAUCACUACGAGGGUGAGCGAGGCGCGGAGCGGCUGGUGCGGAAGGAGUCGCCCGACGGCACUGUGCAGGGGCAGUGCUACUACGAGGGCGAGCGAGGUGCGGUGCGGCUGGUGCGCGUGGUGCUUGCCGAAGGCAGCAUGCAGUACUACGAGGGAGAGCGAGGAGCGGAGCGGCUGGUGCGUGCGGACUUGGCCGACGGCAAGGUGCAGCACUUCGAGGGCGAGCGAGGUGCGGAGCGGACGGUGCGCGGUGUGCGUGCCGAUGGCGCCGUGCUGUACUUCGAGGGCGAGCAAGGCGCAGAGCGGGUGGUACGCGAGGAGUAUGCCAGCGCGGAGAUUGCCAACGGCGAGGUUCACUUCUACGAGGGCGAGCGAGGCGCGGAGCGGCUGGUGCGCGUGGAGUUUGCCAGCGGCGAGGUGCAGUACUACGAGGGCGAGCGAGAUGGGGAGCGGGUCGUGCGCGCGGAGUUUCCCGACGGCAUCGUGCAGUACUACGAGGGCGAGCAAGGUGCGGAGCGGCUGGUGAAGCACUUCGAGGGCGAGCGCGGUGCGGAGCGGGUGGUGCGCGGGGAGUUUGCCGACGGCGAGGUGCAGCACUACGAGGGCGAGCGAGAUGGGGAGCGGGUCGUGCGCGCGGAGUUUCCCGACGGCAUCGUGCAGUACUACGAGGGCGAGCAAGGUGCGGAGCGGCUGGUGCGCGCGGAGUUUCCCGACGGCUCCGUGCAGCACUUCGAGGGCGAGCGAGGUGCGGAGCGGCUGGUGCGCGCGGAGUUUCCCGACGGCGCCGUGCAGCACACGAGGGAGAGCGAGAUGGGGAGCGGAUGGUGCGCGUCGACGCCGCCUCGGGUCUAA